Molecule: messenger RNA, 3594 nt
Organism: Nestor notabilis (Kea)
Lineage: Eukaryota; Metazoa; Chordata; Aves; Psittaciformes; Psittacidae
Gene: INPP4A
Product: inositol polyphosphate-4-phosphatase, type I, 107kDa
Exons: 25
Coding region: 155-3103 (982 amino acids)
Cellular component (GO): cytoplasm
Molecular function (GO): phosphatidylinositol-3,4-bisphosphate 4-phosphatase activity
Source: RefSeq, a predicted model, not a curated record
GAUACACAAAGUCCCUCCACACAUGAGGAAAAGAGCCCUCUCGUGGUAAUGUAAAAGGAAUAGCAAUUGGAGACAGCCUGCUGCACUCUGCUACUUUGUGAGACAAACAUCAGUAAAGCCAAGCAGCAAGAAAAGAAGGGUUCUUCAUGACAAAAUGACAGCAAGAGAACACAGUCCCCGCCAUGGUGCAAAAUCCCGCACUGUGCAACGGGCCUCCACCAUUGAUGUCACCUCUGAAAUGCUAGGCCUUUCUCUAGCAGGAAACAUUCAGGAUCCAGAUGAGCCGAUUUUAGAGUUCAGUUUAGCUUGCAGUGAGCUGCUAACUCCAUCGCUAGAUCGAAAACCAAAUAGUUUUGUAGCAGUGAGUGUAACGACACCUCCCCAGGCAUUCUGGACGAAGCAUGCACAGACAGAAAUUAUUGAGGGAACAAGUAAUCCAAUCUUUCUAAGCAGCAUUGCCUUUUUCCAAGACUCUCUUAUCAAUCAAAUGACACAAAUCAAACUGUCUGUGUACGACGUCAAAGAUAGAUCUCAGGGAACAAUGUAUUUGUUGGGUUCUGGGAUGUUCACUGUAAAAGAACUUCUUCAGGAGAAGAAUCACAGGUUGCACUUAACACUAAGGUCGGCUGAAAGUGACCGUGUAGGUAACAUUACAGUUAUUGGAUGGCAAAUGGAGGAAAAAACUGACCAAAGGCCUCCAGUGACAAGGUCACCUGAUACAAUUAAUGGAAGGACUGUGUUGCCAGUUGAUGAAAGCUUAACAGAAUCGUUAGGAAUCAGAUCCAAAUAUGCUUCGUUACGGAAAGAUGCACUACUGAAAUCUGUGUUUGGUGGCGCCAUUUGCCGAAUGUAUCGCUUUCCAACCACUGAUGGGAACCACUUGAGAAUCUUGGAGCAGAUGGCUGAGAGCAUCCUGUCACUACACAUCCCUAGGCAAUUUGUGAAGCUUCUUCUAGAAGAAGAUGCUGCAAGGGUUUGUGAACUAGAAGAACUGGGAGAACUGUCUCCUUGUUGGGAAAGCCUUCGUCGACAAAUAGUUACUCAGUACCAAACAAUUAUUUUAACUUAUCAGGAAAAUCUAACUGAUCUGCAUCAGUAUAAAGGUCCAUCAUUUAAAGCCAGUAGCUUGAAAGCUGAUAAAAAAUUGGAAUUUGUUCCUACGAAUUUACAUAUACAGAGAAUGAGAGUCCAGGAUGAUGGAGGAUCAGAUCAGAACUACGACAUAGUCACCAUAGGAGCACCAGCAGCUCAUUGUCAAGGCUUUAAAUCAGGUGGCUUGCGGAAAAAGCUGCAUAAAUUUGAAGAGGCAAAGAAACAUUAUGAGGAGUGUUGCACUUCAACAGGUUCCCAGUCUAUAAUAUACAUCCCACAGGACAUUGUCAGAGCAAAGGAAAUUAUUGCACAAAUCAACACCCUGAAAACGCAAGUCAGUUACUAUGCAGAAAGGCUCUCAAGAGCUGCCAAGGAUAGAUCAGCUAAUGGCCUUGAAAGAACACUUGCCAUCCUAGCAGACAAGACCCGGCAACUUGUUACAGUCUGUGACUGCAAGUUGUUGGCAAAUUCAAUACAUGGACUGAAUGCUGCAAGGCCAGACUACAUAGCUUCAAAAGCAUCUCCAACCUCUGGAGAAGGGGAGCAAGUGAUGCUGAGGAAUGAUCAAGAUACACUUGUGGCCAGAUGGACAGGAAGAAAUAGCCGAUCUUCUCUGCAGGUGGAUUGGCAUGAAGAGGAAUGGGAGAAAGUUUGGUUGAAUGUUGACAAAAGUCUGGAGUGUAUUAUACAGAGAGUGGACAAACUUCUCCAGAAGGAGCGCUUGCAGAGUGACAGCUGUGAAGAUGUUUUCCAGUGCGACAUCAGCUGUACUAGCAAGAAAGGUAAUCGGGACACUCGUGCCUACUGGAUAAAUCCAGAAGAGUUAAAUGAGACCUCAUCAUCUUCACCACCUUCAUCAUCCUCACCACCUUCAUCCACACCAUCCUGUGCAUGCCAUUCUCUCAGAAAGACAAAUGGCAGCCCCACUCCGGAAGAAUCUGCCCCAGGUGAAUGGAGUGAAGCUCUUUAUCCCUUGCUGACAACACUCACAGACUGUGUAGCCAUGAUGAGUGACAAGGCAAAGAAAGCCAUGGUCUUUUUAUUAAUGCAGGACAGUGCUCCGACAAUAGGGCUCUGCCUGAGCCUUCAGUAUCGCAGGGAUGUUGUCUUCUGCCAAACCCUGACUGCUCUCAUCUGUGGUUUCAUUAUCAAGCUGAGGAACUGCCUGCAUGAUGAUGGAUUUCUAAGACAACUCUACACCAUUGGCUUGCUGGCGCAGUUUGAGAGCCUGCUGAGUACUUAUGGUGAGGAGCUGGCAAUGCUGGAGGACAUGAGUCUGGGAAUCAUGGACUUGAGGAAUGUAACCUUUAAAGUAACUCAGGCCACAUCAAAUACAUCUACUGACAUGCUGCCAGUCAUCACUGGAAAUCGUGAUGGAUUUAAUGUGAGGAUCCCCUUGCCAAGCGCCUUGUUUGAUUUGUUGCCGCGAGAGAUUCAAAGUGGCAUGUUACUGAGGGUUCAGCCUGUUCUUUUCAACGUGGGAAUCAAUGAGCAGCAAACCCUAGCAGAGAAGUUUGGAGACACCUCACUGCAAGAAAUAAUUAACAUGGAAAGCUUAGUGCGGUUGAAUUCAUAUUUUGAGCAGUUCAAGGAAGUUUUGCCUGAUGAUUGUCUACCUCGAUCUCGUAGUCAGACGUGCCUGCCUGAACUUUUAAGAUUUCUGGGACAAAAUGUACAUGCAAGGAAAAAUAAGAAUGUUGAUAUCCUUUGGCAAGCUGCUGAGAUAUGCCGCAGACUAAAUGGUGUUCGGUUUACAAGCUGUAAAAGUGCCAAGGAUAGGACUGCCAUGUCGGUCACCCUAGAGCAGUGUUUGAUCCUACAGCAUGAACAUGGAAUGGCUCCACAGGUCUUCACCCAGGCUCUGGAGUGUAUGAGGAGUGAGGGUUGUCGCCGAGAAAAUACAAUGAAGAAUGUUGGAUGUCGCAAGUAUGCAUUUAAUUCCCUGCAACUGAAGGCUUUCCCAAAGUAUUACAGGCCUCCAGAAGGAACUUAUGGAAAAGUUGAAACAUAAGCAUACGAUGUCCUUUAAUUGCUGUUCCAUUAAAACGUGUGGAUACACUCUAGAUUAAUCUGUGAUUUUGUCAUCCAGAGGAGAUAAAUCACCUUUUUGUACGUUUCGCUAGGUUAUCCAGAGCAUGUUACUUACAGAAUUGGAAUCUCUAGUAACAAUUAUUCUGACACCUUAGCUUGAGAAUAGUGUGAUGACGCUCUGCCCGUUUAAAUAGCCUUCAGUGUAUGUAAGACAACCAGAUAUUGUGCUACUUCCUAAUUACCUAUAUGCAAAUAGCUAGGUACCUUCUGGGUGGGCAAGGACUCUAGGAACGGCAUUGGGCAGCUGUUUCACGUCACAUCUUUUAUACUGAGUUGAACUUGAGAUUGAGCUUUUCAUAAACUUUUUAAAACUGCGAGUAAAACUCAAAAGUUGUAAAUAAAAAGGGAUUGGACCUAGACGGUCUAAUAGCUGUAGAAUGCAUUGUUACAAUCAAGAAAAAGAAGUUUAAC